CCCCAUGCCGACAAGCAUGGCGCUGUCGUCUUCAAGCAAGUAGGAACUGCUCUUCAGCGGGACCCAUUGUUUUAGCGAACCCUCGCGAGACUGUAAGCAGACGUCUUCUCGUGCAGCAUGGCGGCGCUGUAUGAGGGUUACACGUUGUGCGCUCUGCUCAAAACUCCCAAUUCACUCGUUUCAGGAAUUAAUGGAAUUGAAGUAGAUAGCGACAUUGAUCAUGUUGUUGUCACCGAUUCAACAAGAUCGGUCACCCUAUAUAAGGUGUCCGACCAGAAGCCCCUGGGGAGCUGGACCCUCAAACAAGGACAGAGUCUGUCGUGUCCUGCGGUCUACAACGCCGGGACCAAGGAGUAUGUGAGCGUUUCAGACGGAAAGGUGAUCCGGGUUUGGAAAGCAGAAGACCUGCUGUUGGACAAAGCAUUUAAAGCGACGCUGUCCGCCAACGUGUGGAGGGUCCACGCUGUCCCAGGGGGAGGUCUGUUCGUGCUGUUUGUGCGAGGAGCGGUCAGGCUCCUGGACGAUGUCCUUGCUGCCCCCCAGCAGCCCAUAGAGGAGGUUCUUGGCCAGGAGGAGAACAUCAGGUGGAGUGCUACCGUAACAGCAGAGACGCAGCAUUUUGUCAUCUUCACAACAGAACAGAACAGCUGUCAUUUCCUGUACGUGCAGAGACUGAAACCCAACAGCCUACAGAAGUUCAGCCUGGAGCCACAGGGGCCGGCCCCCCAAGAGGCCCAGGCCCCUCUCAGCUUCUCCGCCUGCUACCAGGAGGGCCACAUCCGCCUCCUGUGCCUGUACCCCGACGGCCACGUCUACCAGAGCCUGGUGUCGAUGCGUGGGCCACCUGCCCUGCCCCCAGGGGGUGCUGCCCCCCUGCCCCGGACCCAGCUGCUGGGCCUGCAUGUUGGGGGGGCCCUGCUGGAGGCCGCCUCCGCCAUCUACCUGGACGACUGCCACGUGGCCGUGGUGGGGGCCCCCCACCCUGCGGCCGGACCCGGCACCAACUUCCUUUGCAUCUGGAAUACCAACUUCCAGACUCUCCAGGCUGGGAAGGAAAUUCCAGGCAAAGUCUAUGGACAGCUGUGGAGUUACGCUGGCAAGUUGUUCAUUCCCCACGGAAGGAGUCUGACGGUGAUUCCCUACGAGUGUCCCACCUCUUCCCUGGCCACCGCCCUGGGGAAAUUGAAGCGUGCUGGCAGCAGAGAUUCCAGAGUGCCGGCCUGCGUUCCCUCCUGGAGCUCUCUCCUAGAUGGGAGAACGCCUUCUGACCCCAUCGAAUCAUCCCAAAAUAAAGCAAAACCGGUCCAAGCAUCCUCCGCUGGGCCAGCGGACCACGUCCUGGGGCUGGUGGAGACAGCGACGGUGGAGGCGGUACAGAGGGAGGUGGAGGCCCUCCUCUCCCAUGCGGACCCCCAGGACCUCCAUCCGUGGCUAGGUCAGCUGGCCUGCAGCCUUGUGUCCCGGAGCUCCACCGACCCCCCCUUCUACCCGGCCAGCGGUCUUGCCGCGCUAGUCCGCACUGGCUCCCUCUGUCACAGCGUGUGCCCCGAGCUGCUGCUGCUGGCCCUGGAGAAGAGGGACUACCUCCUGGCUCAGCUCUGCCUGCAGGCCUUCCCAGACGUCCCUGAGAACAUCACCUGCUGCUGCCUCAAAACCUUUCUCAGCGCCCCCGAGGCUGAGGUGCAGACCGCCUGCCUGGAGCCCAGCAGCCUGUCCUUUAUGGAGAUGCACUCCGCCCCUCAAAGGGGCAUUGAGCUGAACGGCUUCACCUCCACGGGAGGAGGACCAGACCCAGAGAAGCCCUCCAGCCCACCAAUCCACACCUGCCCUCUAGGAGUUCACAAAGCUGUCCUUCUCAACGAGGUCAUCCAGACGCCCUACAGCGACGCCUUCCUGCUCCCACAUCUCAAGGACCUCUCUCCUCAACAGCUCAUGCUGUUUCUCCAGUACCUGCACUUCCUCUACUUGCAGUAUUCACAAGACUCGUUCAAGCAGGAGGACAAGUCAAUAGCGCCCACUCUGACCCAGAUCAUGGACUGGGUGUGCCUGCUGCUGGACGCCCACUUUACAGUGCUGGUGAUGACCCCCGAGGCAAGAGGCCUACUGGUGAACCUCCACAUCUUCGUCAGAUCCCAGGUGAGAUUCUGCUCUGAGCUUGGGAAGCUGGAGGGAAGUCUGCAGGAGAUCCAGACCCUGAGAAGGCAGAAGGAGAUGGGCCAGUACUGCAUCCAGGUCAUCAAGAUCUUCUAGAACGUCCUCAAAUCUGUUUGGUUCUUUUUUUAAUAAACUGUUCAUGUCUGCUUUCCAUUCCUUGCCGUUCAAUACUUAAUUUAGACCAGGUGCAGGAAAGGAGGAUUUGGCUGUGAGCCUUUGAAGUUCAAAAGUUGUUGGAGAACCCAGUGGAAGUGAGCAGAAUUUCGAAACUAAACCAUGAAUAGAAGUCCCCUUGUUUCAUUUCUCAACGCUGUUCACCCAACAUGAUUUCCCGAACCAAAAAGGAUUUUGGAUCAAUCAGGGAAACUCAUCCCUGAUUGGUCAAAAAUUAGCAUGUAGCGAUCAAAUUAAAGCAACUAUACCUUACCUACCUUUUCAAAUGAUGCGUGAUUUCUCAAAUAUUUUGUGUUAAUCACAAGACUAGAUGAAACGCAACAAGGGACUGAAAAGGGAAAAUUGUCAUAUAGUCAGAAUCGUUAAAUGAUUUUGAAGUAUUGUUUUGAAGCUGGGUCGUUAUAAAUGUGUAUGAAUGUCAAAUUCUAACAAAUGUGGUUUGCUGAUUUAAAACAUUACCUGAUUGACCAAUAAAAACGACAGUUGUCGGCAGGAUUCAAACCUGCGCUGGAAGAUCCCAAA
Gadus macrocephalus (Pacific cod) is the source of this 2850-nucleotide messenger RNA. It is a transcript of the gene nol11, whose product is annotated as nucleolar protein 11. Gene Ontology annotation, molecular function: protein binding; RNA binding. NCBI's taxonomy places the organism in Eukaryota, Metazoa, Chordata, Actinopteri, Gadiformes, Gadidae. The transcript has 18 exons. The coding region runs from base 118 to 2250 and encodes 710 amino acids. The record is from RefSeq and is a predicted model, not a curated record. Gene Ontology annotation, cellular component: nucleus; nucleolus. Gene Ontology annotation, biological process: maturation of SSU-rRNA.